GAGAAACGGAAGAAGACGAAGAGAUCGAGAGAAAAAAACAGCUUAAAAAAUGAGUAGAAAUUCAAAACCCCCUUCCCUCUCGAGUGAAAAUUGGAUUAAAAAUAUCACUAUAAAAAGGAGAAAAAAAGACCUUAAAAUUAAAUCAUUUUCAACUAAAAAAACUAGAGAGAAAAAGAAAAUGGCGCAGUUUCCUUGCGACUCCAAUGGCGUUUGCAUGGUAUGCAAACAGAAGCCUCUAGAAACCGAAACUCUCUAUUGCACAACAUGCAUAACUCCGUGGCAUUUUACAUGUUUACCCCUCGCUCCCACCUCUAUCGCCGGCUGGGAAUGCCCUGAUUGUUCUCAACCCAACCUCACCGUCGAUUCGCUUGCUCCGUCCAUCGCCGGCGAUCUCGUUUCCUCAAUUCGCGCCAUCGAGAACGAUCCGUCGCUUACCGAUGAAGAAAAAGCGAAGAAACGCCAAGAACUCGUUGGUGGAUCUUCUACUGAAACUGAAACCAUCAAUAGAGCCUGCAAUGAUUUUCUUGAUAUCUUCGAUGGGAGUCUCAAUUGCUCCGUUUGCAUGCAGUUAUUGGAAAGACCCGUUACUACUCCGUGCGGGCACAAUUUUUGUCUGAAGUGUUUUGAGAAAUGUAUUAGGCAAGGAAAGAACACUUGUUCGAAUUGUAGAACUCCAAUUCCGGCGAAGAUGGUGAGUAAUCCGCGAAUUAAUUCGCAGUUGGCGAUGGCGAUUCGUAAUGCGAAGAUAGCGAGAUCGGAAGGUGGUGUUGGAGGGAGCGGCGGUUUGAAAGUUUAUCAUACUGUUCAUAAUGAUGAGCUUCCUGAUACUGCUUUUACUACAGAGAGAGCAAAGAAAACAGGGAAGGCGAAUGCGUGUAGUGGGAAGAUAUUUGUGACGAUUCCGAAAGAUCAUUUUGGGCCGAUUGUUGCUGAGAAUGAUCCAACGAGGAACCGCGGGGUUCUUGUUGGUGAUUCGUGGGAGGAUAGGAUGGAAUGUAGGCAAUGGGGGGCUCAUUUUCCUCAUGUUGCUGGGAUUGCUGGUCAGAGUACUCAUGGUGCUCAGUCUGUUGCGCUUUCUGGUGGUUAUGUUGAUGAUGAAGAUCAUGGUGAGUGGUUUCUGUAUACUGGAAGUGGUGGGAGAGAUCUCAGUGGUAACAAACGAACCAAUAAAGAUCAGUCUUUUGAUCAGAAGUUUGAGAGUUCGAAUGAGGCUUUGAGACUCAGUUGUCGAAAAGGUUAUCCUGUUCGUGUUGUUAGGUCCCACAAAGAGAAACGAUCCGCUUAUGCUCCGGAAGAAGGAGUGAGAUACGACGGCAUUUAUAGAAUUGAGAAAUGCUGGCGCAAAAUGGGAAUACAAGGUCAUAAGGUUUGCAGGUAUUUGUUUGUGAGGUGUGACAAUGAGCCAGCUCCAUGGACAAGUGAUUUAUCCGGAGACCGUCCCCGUUCACUACCUAUAAUUAAUGAGUUUAAGGGUGCAACAGAUAUUACUGAAAGAAAGGGUGAUCCAUCAUGGGACUUUGAUGAGAAAAAGGGCUGCUGGUUGUGGAAGAAGCCCCCACCACUAAGUAAGAAAACAGGCAAAAGGGUGUCCUCCAAAAGCAAGAAUACGCUGUUGAAAGAUUUUGGUUGCAACAUAUGUCACAAAGUGUUGUCUUCACCUCUUACUACUCCUUGUGCUCACAACUUCUGCAAAGCCUGCCUGGAGGAUGCCUUUUCUGGCCAAAGCUAUAUCAGAGAGAGGGCAUCUCAAAGUGGACGCUCUUUGCGGACACGAAAGAACAUUAUGAAAUGCCCUAUUUGUUCAGCUGAUAUAGCUGAUUAUCUUCAGAAUCCGCAGGUAAACAGAGAAAUGAUGGGUGUGAUUGAAUCACUCCAGCGACAGACUGAGCAGCAGAUGGAGGAGAGUUCGGAAGAAUUAAGUGCUAAAAGUGAUGAAAAUCUCAUGCCUGAUGAGGAGAUGGAGUUUUCAAAGCCCUGUGAUUCAGGUGAAAAAGUGUUGAAGGAGAUUAACAAGAAUGAUUUGGAUCCUCCUAAGAAGGGGAGGAAAGUUGCCGGUGGCAAGAUUGUGGUAGAAAGCGAAGCAAUGGAUGAUGCAGAAGUAGAAAGCGAAGCAAUGGAUGAUGCAGAAGUAGAAAGCGAAGCAAUGGAUUUUGAUUAAAGGAUGUUCUGUUAUGUGUUUGGAUGUCAUGUCCAUCAACUUGAUCAAAAUCACGUUGAAAAACCAUAUCAACUCAAAAGCUUCAACAAAUAGUUGCUUCAUUAUUUUCACGAAUUUUUUUCAUUGGGACGUGGUUUUUCAAUGUGAUUUGGUUUUCUAAUACGAAACCAAACACAUACUAAGGCUUUCUUGAAAACUAAAUCCAAAACAAAAGAUACUUAUUUUAGUUUUUGGCUAACAUGAAACUUCCUAGUAUUCGAGGCGUGAACUUUUGUUUUCAUCGAAGCUGGAUAGGCAGUACACAAUGUUUUCUAGAACUGUUGCAAAUUUGUAUAAAUGAAUCACACAUUUGUAAAUGGCAUUCAAUAGUCAGGGUUGAUUUUCA
Lathyrus oleraceus (garden pea) is the source of this 2543-nucleotide messenger RNA. Its product is annotated as E3 ubiquitin-protein ligase ORTHRUS 2. Bases 50 to 2158 code for a protein of 702 amino acids. NCBI's taxonomy places the organism in Eukaryota, Viridiplantae, Streptophyta, Magnoliopsida, Fabales, Fabaceae. The transcript is spliced from 8 exons. The record is from RefSeq and is a predicted model, not a curated record. Gene Ontology annotation, molecular function: ubiquitin protein ligase activity. Gene Ontology annotation, biological process: protein ubiquitination; negative regulation of gene expression via chromosomal CpG island methylation.